Messenger RNA from Candidozyma haemuli, 1857 nucleotides. RefSeq names its product multicopper oxidase. The record is from RefSeq and is a predicted model, not a curated record. The transcript has a single exon. Gene Ontology annotation, biological process: cellular response to iron ion starvation; reductive iron assimilation. Bases 1 to 1857 code for a protein of 618 amino acids. Gene Ontology annotation, cellular component: high-affinity iron permease complex. NCBI's taxonomy places the organism in Eukaryota, Fungi, Ascomycota, Pichiomycetes, Serinales, Metschnikowiaceae. Gene Ontology annotation, molecular function: copper ion binding; ferroxidase activity.
AUGCAGAUGAUUCAAUUGUCUUAUCUCUUUGUGCUUCUCGCUUCAUGGUCAGCGUUGGUCGCUGCCGAAACUCAUACUUGGUACUUUGAAACCAAUUGGGUGAAAGCAAACCCAGAUGGAGUCUAUGAACGUGAUGUUAUUGGUUUUAAUGGAUCUUGGCCCUUGCCUACUUUGCGUGUCAAGAAGGGUGAUCGUGUUAACCUUUACUUGACUAAUGGCUUUAAGGACAGAAACACUACUUUGCACUUCCAUGGUAUGUUCCAGAACGGAACUGCUCAGAUGGAUGGUCCAGAAAUGGUGACUCAAUGUCCUAUUCCUCCUGGAGAGACUUUCUUGUACAACUUUACUGUCGCUGACCAAGUGGGUACCUACUGGUACCACUCCCACACGGCUGGCCAGUAUGGUGAUGGUAUGAGAGCUCCAUUCAUCAUUGAGGAAAAAAGCAAGGAUGAUUACCCAUUUGAUUUCGAUGAAGAGCUCAUUUUGCCUAUCGGAGAAUGGUAUCACGAUACUGCUGAUGUUUUGCAACCAAAGUUUUUGAACAGAUACAACCCAACUGGUGCUGAACCAAUCCCUCAGAACCUUUUGUUUAAUGAGACUAGAAACAAUACUUGGAAGGUGGAACCAAAUACCACCUAUUUUGUACGUAUUGUUAACAUGGGUGGUUUCGUCUCCCAGUAUUUGUACAUGGAAGACCAUGAGUUCGAGAUUGUUGAAGUUGAUGGCGUUUACGUGGAGAAGAACACCACUGAUCUUCUCUACGUUACGAUUGCUCAGCGUUACGGUGUUUUGAUUAAAACUAAGGAGAAGGCUGACAAGAACUUUGCUUUCAUGAAUGCCUUUGACACUUCGAUGUUGGAUGUUAUUCCCGGUGACUUGAUUUUGAACAGCACCAAUCUCAUUCAAUACACUGAUGACACCUCAAUGCCAGAUGAAUACUUGAUUGACAGUUUUGAUGACUUUUUUGAUGAUUACUACUUGGUGCCUAAAGAUGGUGAAAAGCUUAUGCCAGAUUCUGACCAACAAGUAGUUAUUUCAGUCAAGAUGGACAACUUGGGCGACGGUGUUAAUUAUGCUUUCUUUAACGAUGUUACCUAUGUUGCCCCAAAGAUUCCAAUUCUUGCUACAGCUAUGUCAUCUGGUGAUCUCGCCACCAACUCUAUCAUCUACGGUAACACCAACGCUUUUGUUUUGAAGAAGGAUGAGACUAUCGAUAUUGUCCUCAACAACGAGGAUGAUGGUACCCAUCCUUUCCAUUUGCACGGACAUACUUUCCAGCUCAUUGAGAGAGGACCAGAAUUCCCUGAUCCUGUUGCGUUCGACUACGAUAACCAUACUGAUUUCCCUGAAGUUCCAAUGAAAAGAGAUACCAUCUUCGUGAGAGGUAACUCCUAUGCUGUGAUGAGAUUUAAGGCUGACAACCCUGGUGUUUGGUUUUUCCAUUGCCAUAUCGAGUGGCAUUUGGAGCAAGGUUUAGCCAUUGUUCUCAUUGAGGCUCCAGAGGAGAUGCAAAAGGACCCAAGCCAGCAGUUCACCGAGAACCACAAGGAAGUCUGUCAGAAAGCUGGUAUGAACCUUACUGGAAAUGCUGCUGGUAAUUCACAUGACUUCUUGGAUUUGACUGGUAUGAACGUUCAACCUAAGCCUUUACCAGCUGGAUUCACUGCCAGAGGUAUUGUUGCUUUGGUCUUUUCUGCCAUUGCUGGUGUCUUAGGUAUGAUUGCUAUUACUAUCUACGGUUUGGCAGACGUAAAGGACAUCGAUCAGCGUGUUGCUCGUGAUUUGGAUGUUGAUCUUGAUGACGCUGAUGAGAGCUCGGAGCUUGUCGCCGGGGACUCAUCUUCUCAUAACAAAUAA